Tachysurus vachellii is the source of this 3013-nucleotide messenger RNA. It is a transcript of the gene meis3, whose product is annotated as myeloid ecotropic viral integration site 3. The transcript is spliced from 13 exons. The record is from RefSeq and is a predicted model, not a curated record. Gene Ontology annotation, molecular function: RNA polymerase II cis-regulatory region sequence-specific DNA binding; DNA-binding transcription activator activity, RNA polymerase II-specific. The coding region runs from base 294 to 1538 and encodes 414 amino acids. Gene Ontology annotation, biological process: animal organ morphogenesis; positive regulation of transcription by RNA polymerase II; embryonic pattern specification. NCBI's taxonomy places the organism in Eukaryota, Metazoa, Chordata, Actinopteri, Siluriformes, Bagridae.
CGGGCCCAUUGCUUUGCUUCGCACACACAAACUCACACUUACACACGCGCGUAUCCUUUUACUGCUUGUUGUCUCGGUCCAUGGAUGUUGUGAUACACCGAGCAGAUCGCCACACUGCUGCCACGUCUCUCCAACCCGCCAAGCAGCACCGAUUUACUUACCCUGGAACAGCGAGAGGGGGCAAGAGACAGAGAGGAUCCCCGCGUCUCAAGUGAUUGUGACUGUGUUCUGUCCCGGACUGCCGGAUCGGUGUGUGUUAUCUUCCGCGUGAAGAGCGCGGCUUUCCGUGGCGCAUGGAGAAAAGGUAUGAAGAGCUGGUGCAGUACCCAGGGUCAGAGAUCAUGCCCAUGGGUGGGUACGGGGAGGCGAUGAGGUCCCUACCACCGUCUCACUAUGGUCACAGUGUUCCUGACUCUCUCAAACACUACCGUGAUCAGAUCUACGGCCACCCUCUGUUUCCACUCUUGGCUUUGGUGUUUGAAAAGUGUGAAUUAGCUACAUGUUCACCGCGUGACUCCAGCUCAAUGUCAAAUGCGUCCCAUCAUCCCGGCAUGACGGGGCACAGCGACGUCUGCUCUUCCGAAUCAUUCAACGAAGACAUUGCAGCUUUUGCCAAACAGAUCCGUUCAGAGAAACCUAUCUUUUCUUCAAAUCCAGAACUGGAUAAUCUGAUGAUUCAGGCCAUCCAAGUCUUACGCUUUCACCUACUAGAGCUAGAAAAGGUUCAUGAUCUGUGUGAUAAUUUCUGUCAUCGCUACAUCACCUGUCUUAAGGGCAAAAUGCCCACUGAUUUGGUGCUAGAGGAUCGCGAGUCCGGAUCCAAAUCUGACAUGGAGGAUUUCACAGGUUCUUGCACAAGUCUUUCAGAGCAGAAUCAGUCUUGGUUGCGAGACACAGAUGACUGUUUGUCAACGCCGUCAGGAACUCCGAGCGCCUCCUGUGGACUUGCCGCACACAGUGUGGACACUUGCAGUGAUGCUGGAGAUGGAUUGGAUGCUGUAGCAUCUCCUAGCACAGGAGAAGAGGACGAGACAGACCGAGACCGACGAAACAAUAAGAAACGAGGGAUCUUUCCCAAAGUGGCAACCAACAUCAUGAGAGCUUGGCUCUUUCAGCACCUAUCACAUCCGUACCCUUCAGAAGAACAAAAAAAACAACUCUCUCAAGAUACAGGACUCACCAUCCUUCAGGUCAACAACUGGUUUAUAAACGCCCGACGUAGAAUAGUCCAGCCCAUGAUUGACCAGUCGAAUCGCUCAGGACAAGGUGCCCCAUACAGCCCAGACGGAGGAGCGAUAGGAGGUUAUGGAUUAGACAGUCAGCCUCAUUUAGGCCUUCGUACAGCAGGUCUUCAGGGAAUGCCGUCUCUGGCUGCAGACUACCCUGGCACGCUCUUGCCCCAGCCGGGUUACACCCAUGCAGCUCCCUCGCUGCACCCUUACCCCGGCCCCCACCCCGCCAUGCUCCUGCACCCACCCCCCCAUCCGCACUCUGCAGAGCCUCUAAUUGGACAAGGCCUGGACAUCCAUGCCCACUGAGAGCAGGGGAGGGGAAAGAAACCGGGCUCACACACUCAGAGUGCACUAAUUUCACCUCAGUAACAUGAUGGCACGAUUUCAUAAACUUCAACACCAUGUCAUGUUAUGACACUAACCCUUUAUUAUCACUGUCUUAAAAACUGACACGAAACCUCUUAUGUCUUUUUUUACAUUAGUAACUGAUAUCAGAGGCAACAAAGUGGCAAGGCUCAUCUGUAGGAUUUAUCCAACUGUAUAAAGGAAUGAAAUGGAUCUGGAUUUUGCUUCAUCAGCAAAGUGUUGGGCCAAAAUUUUUAGGUCCACCAACCAAGAACUGAUGGUAGUCAGGGAGGAGAUGUUCACGCCAUGACACGUUGUGCUAUUUCUUAUCCUGUGCCAUAGUUAAAAUUUCUUUAAAACAUGUAUAAGCACAACAAAUUAUUAUUAUAAUUUUUUUUUACAAAUGAUCUUGAUUAUAUGGGGUGUAAUUGAUCUUUAUUUGUAUUUCAGAUUUCCAUUGAAUUUUUAUUUUUCUGGCAAAAAAUCUAUUCAAAGUUAAUUGAUGAAUUUUAUCAUGCAGAUUGAUUAGUCUUUAUUGUUGAUGAAAUGUAAUGAUCCAUUAACAAGCAUUUUCAGGCAUGUAAUUCAUUCAUUUACUCCCAUAUUCAGUGUUGGAUUUGACCGUGGUGGUGUUCAGUCUCAGGGUUCUAUGUGCUGUUGUUGUUUUGGUGCUGCGUCUUUUGUAUUAUUUACCUAGAAAGGUGUAUGUAGUGUAUCUUUAAUGCUGUACCAUAAAAACUAAAUAUACUCCUACAUUAUGUAGCUUAAUUCAUUUUCAAAGCUACACUACAUCCACACUUCCAGGUGAACGAUACAUAAGGAGUUUGAUAUGUCGACGGAAUUGGAAGAAAAUAUCCCAGAACCCCAAAUUCCAUCGGUUCCUGGUUUGGCUUGUCCUUUUUUCUAUAGUGUGCAGUGGAAAAUAUCCCAUACUGUACAGCCGCACUAUCUGUAUGUUGUCUGAAAUUUCUCACACAUUAUUAUACACAACUAAUUUUGCACGGUACAUGUCUGGUUAGACUCAUGUCUUCCUAUGGCCUUUCUGCUUCCUGAACUGAAAUCCGGGGCCUUUUGGAGCCUCUCUGCCUUGCCCAGCGACCGCUUGUCAGGAUCGUGAACAGAGGAGCACACCAGAUGUCUGGUGCCUUCACAACUCUACCAAAAAAAUUCCUGUAACUGACUCCUUGAACCGAUGUAUUCAAGCCUUGCCACAAACCCAAAGACUUAAUUGCUGGAUCUGUUUGACGAGUUUGAACUGUGAAUAAUAGCUGGGUUCCUCAAGCAGUCCCAUAUGCUACGGACCAAUCCUAGUCUUCCCACAAAGAGGGCAGUUUUAACCCCUUGUCAUUAAUGGCACUGUUGUCAUUUGUACACCAUAUUUAAUUUAAUUUUUCUUUAAUGUUGAAUCUAUUUUUGUAUUUAUGUCUGUCAAAGUC